Prosopis cineraria is the source of this 975-nucleotide messenger RNA. Its product is annotated as B3 domain-containing protein LOC_Os12g40080-like. The transcript is spliced from 4 exons. Lineage: Eukaryota; Viridiplantae; Streptophyta; Magnoliopsida; Fabales; Fabaceae. The record is from RefSeq and is a predicted model, not a curated record. Bases 1 to 975 code for a protein of 324 amino acids. Gene Ontology annotation, molecular function: DNA binding.
AUGGCUUCUCAAUCCCUGAGAAAACGUAAAAUGAAGCCUUCAUUCUUCAAGGUCUUGAUGAAAGAUUUCUCUACUCGCCUGAAAAUCCCACCAGCUUUUAUGAAGGAGUUUGGGAAACACUUGGCAAAGAAAGCAACGCUUGAGACUGAUUAUGAUAAAUCAUGGGAAGUUGGAGUGGAAAAACUUGGAAACAAAUUUUAUUUAAAUAAUGGAUGGAGUAAAUUUGUGGAAGACAAUAAUUUGGAAACUGGAGAUUUCUUGGUGUUAAAGUAUUUUGCACAUUAUUCUUUGUUUAAGGUCAAAAUCUAUGGUAAAACUUGCUGUGAGAAGAAAUUGAACGUGGUUGGCAAAGGCAAAGAUCAGAUAAAUGAACAAGGAAGAAGAAAAAGAAAGAGGAAUGAAGAAGAAGAUGAUAAUAACAAUGUAAAGAGGAACGAGACUGAAUUUGUUCGAUCCAAAGCUUUCAAAAGUGAUGUAAUUAAAAUUGAUCCUGACUCUUCUUCGUCUUCUGAUGAUGACGAUGAAGAAAUUAGAAAAGGAAGUAUCCAGAAAAGAAAAGCACAAACUGUUUGGCUGAAGACGAAUAUGCCUCAAGAUUAUCAAAACCAUAUAGAAUUCAAAUCUGAGAAUCCCUUCUUUCAACUUCAGCUCAAGUUUUCAACUACCAAUUUUUAUCUGUACAUACCCAAAGGUUUUUUCAUGGAACAUUUGAAGGAAAGCAAAAGGAUCAAGUUAAAGAUAUGUGAAAAAACUUGGGAUAUGGAGAUUCAUGUGUAUGAACAUGAACGUGGUACAAAGCGAACACAAGGAGCCAGAGUGACUCAGGGAUGGAAGAGAGCAGUGAAAGAACAGAAUUUGGAAAUGGACGAUGUUUGCUUCUUUGAAAUGAUAAAAAAGUUUGAUACUGAUUUUGUGUUUCGUGUUCACGUUUACAGGUGGGAUGAUCGGAAAGCAAAGUUUUCCAAGAUAAUUUAG